This is a messenger RNA of Cheilinus undulatus (humphead wrasse), 1534 nucleotides long. It is a transcript of the gene osr2, whose product is annotated as odd-skipped related transciption factor 2. The transcript is spliced from 4 exons. Gene Ontology annotation, cellular component: nucleus. The record is from RefSeq and is a predicted model, not a curated record. NCBI's taxonomy places the organism in Eukaryota, Metazoa, Chordata, Actinopteri, Labriformes, Labridae. Gene Ontology annotation, biological process: urogenital system development; regulation of transcription by RNA polymerase II; embryo development. Gene Ontology annotation, molecular function: DNA-binding transcription factor activity, RNA polymerase II-specific; RNA polymerase II transcription regulatory region sequence-specific DNA binding. The coding region runs from base 304 to 1236 and encodes 310 amino acids.
GCGCAUUACGCACACUCCCAGCAGCCCCAGCUCCAGAAGGGACUCCCACGCUGCUGCUGCCUCUUCUCCGAACUUCUUCGCCUUCUGCUACAACUUUUUACAACUUGUCACAUCUCUGCAGAGCUCCGGAGUGACUGCAAAGCUUCAUGAAAGUUUGCUGGACUUGGAACUUGAAAGCCUGAAGUGGCGCUUUGUUGGAGCUUUUCGCCUCUAAAGUUAUUGUGGAUUACUGACACGCUUCAGGACUUUUGGCAACAUUUUACCGGGGCUGCCACCGUGUCUUCUGCAGAGGACUGAGCCGAGAUGGGGAGCAAAGCUUUGCAUGCCCCGAUCCCCCUGCACCCGGCCCUCCAGCUGACGAACUACUCCUUCCUGCAGGCCGUUAACACUUUCCCCGCUGACCAGCUGCAGCUGUACGGCCUCAGCGCGGUGCAGACCAUGCACAUGAACCACUGGACUGUGGGCUACCCGCACAUCCAAGGACUAAGAUCGACGAUCACGGAGAUGGCAGCCGCCCAGGGUCUAGUAGACCCCAGAAUCCCCUUCCCAGCGUUACCCUUUACGGCCGCGGCGCAGCUCUUCCACCAGAAACAAGCCGGCGUUGCGCACGGCGUCCCCUCGUUACACAAGGACAGGCCGAGGUUUGACUUCGCCAACCUGGCCCUCGCUGCUACCCAGGAGGACCCUCCGAAAGCUGCGGAAUUGACUAAGCUGGCAUCAGGACUAGGGGGAGCCAUCUCCGAGCUGAGCAAGCUGUCUCCGGACAGAAAACCCACCCGGGGGAGGCUCCCGUCCAAAACCAAAAAGGAAUUUAUUUGUAAGUUCUGCGGCAGGCAUUUUACCAAAUCCUACAACCUCCUGAUCCACGAGCGGACCCACACAGACGAGAGGCCCUACACCUGCGAUAUUUGUCACAAGGCUUUCAGACGACAGGACCACCUCAGAGACCACAGAUACAUCCAUUCCAAGGAGAAACCCUUCAAAUGUCAAGAAUGUGGAAAGGGAUUCUGUCAGUCUCGAACUCUAGCUGUCCAUAAAACUUUACACAUGCAGGAGUCUCCCCACAAAUGCCCCACAUGCGGAAGAACCUUUAAUCAAAGAAGUAACCUGAAAACUCACCUUCUCACCCAUACAGACAUCAAGCCCUACAGCUGUGGCCGCUGCGGAAAGGUGUUUCGGCGCAACUGUGACUUGCGACGGCACAGUUUGACGCACAGCCCACAACAGGACUUCUAAAGCUGGACACACACAAAAACAAACAAUGGGUCAAAAAACGCGGGAAGAUAAUUCAGUUGUUCAAAGACAGUCCAAAAAACCCGGGACAGCUUUCACUGCGGGACUUUCUACUGUGGAUUUGUUUGCACCUCACGUGGGGAGAGCAGCGGAGCUCCAGGCGCGUGCAGCUUUCACAGCACCAUGAAUAUCAGCCCCAUGUACAAACUGUGUUUUUAUCCUGACAUGAUAACGUUGUCUCAGAAAAAUCAUGACUUUAAAUGUGUUUAAAUGUAUUUUAAGAAUAAAUAUUUACAUGACA